This is a messenger RNA of Drechmeria coniospora, 2094 nucleotides long. Its product is annotated as actin cytoskeleton organization protein. NCBI's taxonomy places the organism in Eukaryota, Fungi, Ascomycota, Sordariomycetes, Hypocreales, Ophiocordycipitaceae. The coding region runs from base 1 to 2094 and encodes 697 amino acids. The record is from RefSeq and is a predicted model, not a curated record. The transcript has 2 exons.
AUGCCGACGGUCGACGAGACGAGUCAGAGCGCUGCGCCAGCAGAGUCUCUGGAGGAUCAGACGCUCCUCGUCUUUGCACGCUUGAUGGAAGGCGGCCAGGAGGAUGAGGAUACGUGCAGAGAACUUGACAAGCUCACCAAGCUGCUCAACGACGACGCCAUCGCGCAGCAGGCGGACCCGAAGCACGGAAGCAUCUGCAGCGUCAUCGAUGGGGACUGCGUCGAUACCCUCCUGUGCUACCUCGACAUGCGGCAACCUGACAUUGUCCGGGGGCACGCCGCCUUGACCACGUCAUCCUACCUCAAAGCCGCCGGCGACGAAGGUUCCAAAAAGCUCUCCGCCUUCUUCUUCGACCGCGUCCGCAGGGGCACCUAUGACGACUACAUCGUCGCCUUUUGCGUCGCGUCAGCCACCUUCCCCAUCGUGCCCGACCUUUCUGCCGAGCUCUUCCUGAGCGAGGGCUUCCUCAGUUCCCUCGGCCGACUCAUGGGGCGCGAGUGGAAGAGCCGCAAGGUCGAAACGGCCUGCUUGGAAAUGCUCAACGCUGCCUGCAUGAACUCGGUCUGCAGAGAAGCGGUGGAGAAGUACUGCGUCGAGUGGUUGGAAGAAGUCGUCGACCAGGACCCCACCGGAGCGACGCACGGCUCGAACGGCGAGCCCAAGAUUCAAGGAGAGGACGGGUCUAUUUCCAUGAGACGGCACUCGGAGCAAGUGCAGCACCUUGCCGCCGUCAUCCUGGCCAAGCUCAGGGCGAUGCCGUCCAAGGCGGCGAAUGAGCCGAGCACGUCGAGGAUCGAGCCAGCAGCCACGAGCAUCGAGGACCUCGCCGAACUCUUCACCAAGCUCAUACUGAGAGACGAGGACCACGGCAGACAGCAUUCGAUCGAAGGCCUUGCCUAUGCGUCUCUCCAGCCAAAGGUGAAGGAGAGCAUCAUCGGCAACCGAGACCUGCUCGGGAAGCUGGUGCAGUCCCUGGCGGACGCUCAUCCGAGAUCGCCUGCGACCUACGGCGCCCUCAGCAUAUUCGUCAACCUCACAAGAUACCUGCCCGUCCUUACCGAGGAAGACAGAAGGAUGCAGCAGUUGAAGGCGUAUGCGAACGCGGCCGGCAGGCUGGCCGGACCGGACCCUCUCGACGACGAGGACCACGUCGCCAAGCGCUGCCAAGCCGUGUUCGAAGUCGGUCUCGUGCCUGUCAUGGUGACCCACAGCAAGAAUGGCUCUCCGGCAUCACUUUCCCUCAUCGCUUCCAUCAUGCACUCCAUGACGGCGACCAAGGCCCUUCGAGGCCAGCUGGCUCAGCAAGGAGCCGUCAGGCUGCUGCUGCUCGCCUGGGCGACCGUUCCCGAAACGGAUGAGGCUCAUCGGCGAAUGGCAGCCCAGGCCCUGGCGCGGCUGCUCGUCAGCACGAACCCUGCCCUUGCCUUUGGCGGAAACCGUUCCACGCCGGCGACGGCUGCGAUUCGGCCUCUGGUGUCCAUCGUAACCCCCGAUCCGGCGGCCGAGACGCGGGACUUGCUGCCAACAUUCGAGGCCCUCAUGGCCUUGACGAACCUCGCGUCUCUCGAGGACGGCGAGGCGGGCCGCGCCAUCGUUCGCAGUGCCUGGCCGCACAUUGAGGAGCAGCUACUGUCGUCGAACCGUCUAGUGGUGAAGGCGGCGGUGGAGCUGGUGUGCAACCUCAUGCAGACACCGGAAGGCGUAAUGCUGUACGCCGACGAGACGGCCCAGGCCAGGAACCGACUCCAUAUCCUCCUCGCACUGGCAGACGCCGAAGAUGAGGGAACGCGGAGCGCGGCCGGGGGCGCACUGGCAUCGCUGACGGCCCACCCGUCGGUUGUCCGUGCCAUUAUUCACCGGGAGCGCGGCGUGAAGACGGUGUUGGGCAUGUGCCAUGAUCCCGACGAAGGGCUGCGGCACCGUGGCGCGGUUACGAUAUACAACAUGGCCUCGGCCGAGGGAAACCUCGGUGAGCUUGCGCGAAACAAGGUCAAGGAGGAGGGCGGUGUGGAAGCGUUGAAGGAGUGCCUGAAGCAGAGCAGGCGGCCCGAAGUAAUCCAGAUCGCGGCGCAGGCUUUGAAGGCACUGGAGUAG